CCCAGACCGACACCAUGCAGAAGUCUAAGAGCGAGUAUGAGUCCUUCGUCUUCUGGAAGGCGCUGCUGCCAGAGAUCGACCUAUCAGAGCUCUCGGAUCUGAGCGGGGGGGCGGAGCUAGCUGGGAGCGCCGCUGGGAAGGAGAGGAAACAGGAAGUGAGGAAACGGGAAGAGGAAGUGAGGAAACAGGAAGUGGAAGGCGAGAUGAAGGAGUUUUCCUCCUUUACUUACUGGAGAGCUCCGAUCGGAGACGUGGACUCGCUGCUGGCCGACCUGCUGCUCUGAGACAGGAAGUCACCACAAUAAGAGCCUGCUCUCUUAAACAGGAAGUCACCACAAUAAGAGUGUGGAGAAACCAGAGCCUGCUCCCUUAUCCCAAUCAUCAGAUCUUAUAUUCCAGAUUAUCCGUCUCUCUUUGGGCUUCACUCACGAUGAUUAUCCACCGCCUCACGACAAACUAAAGUCAGUCCUUUUCAUAAAACCAGGCUCAACCAAUCAGAACACUCACGAUACAAACAUGUGAUAAUGUUAC
Messenger RNA from Notothenia coriiceps (black rockcod), 531 nucleotides. RefSeq names its product MLLT11 transcription factor 7 cofactor (gene mllt11). The record is from RefSeq and is a predicted model, not a curated record. The transcript has 2 exons. The coding region runs from base 15 to 284 and encodes 89 amino acids. Lineage: Eukaryota; Metazoa; Chordata; Actinopteri; Perciformes; Nototheniidae. Gene Ontology annotation, biological process: positive regulation of mitochondrial depolarization; apoptotic signaling pathway; positive regulation of DNA-templated transcription. Gene Ontology annotation, cellular component: nucleoplasm; cytosol.